AUGGCUGCCGUCGUGGCAGAAGUUCCUAUUGUUGCAGAUGGUGAAUUCGUCGUGGGGAUGGAAUUCAGUUCUAGGGAAGCUGGUAUUAAGGUGAGAAAAGAGUAUACCCUCCGAAGAAGUGUAGACUACCGUGUGUAUGAGUUGGAGCCGUUGACAUUUUAUGCCAAGUGUACACAGUACGGGUCAGGGUGUAAUUGGCUUAUCAAAGUUAGCAUGAUCAGCAGAAAGUAUUGUUGGGUUAUAAGGAGGUAUAACGGCAGUCACACUUGUACCAGAGCAACCAUUUUUCAGGAUCAUUUGAAGCUGGAUUCAAAUACAAUUGCAGAAGCCAUAAAGCCGUUGGUUGAGGCUGACCCCUCGUUAAAGGUAAAAUCAGUUAUUGCAGAAGUGCAAUCGAAGUUCAACUACACCGUCAGUUAUCAGAAAGCUUGGUUGGCUAAGCAAAAGUCAGUAGAGAAAAUAUUUGGAGGUUGGGAAGCAUCAUACGAAGCGUUGCCCAUAUGGUUUGAGGUCAUGUGUCAUAAGGAGCCAUCAGCUAUCGUCCAUUUUGAGACUAUGCCUGCAUAUCAAGGCAAUGACUUGGUGGAUGGGACUCACUUGUACGGAAAGUAUAAGGGUUGCCUGUUAGUGGCCGUUUCCCAGGAUGCUAACAACAAUAUAGUCCUGAUUGCAUUUGCUAUUGUGGAGGGAGAGACUUCUGAUGCGUGCUGUGCACGCAGUAACGGAGCUUGGUCACCUCCUAGAGCUUUCCACAUGUUUUGCAUCAGGCAUAUAGAGUCGAACUUUCUGAGGAAAUUCAAGGCACUGUACCUGCAAAAGCUUGUCGUCAAUAUAGGAUAUUCGAGGACGGUUUGUGAGUAUGAAGUGCGUUACCAGCGUUUACGAGAGCGGAGCGAGGCGUACACUAACUGGUUAAACCGUAUUCCCCACGAACAGUAUGCGUUGGCAUUCGACGGUGGUUACCGAUGGGGUCACAUGACAACUAAUCUAGUGGAAUGCAUCAACUCAGUCAUGAAGGGUGCACGCAAUCUCUCCAUCACUGCACUUGUGAAAGCAAUAUUCUACAGACUUACAGGAAACAUCCAGGUUAAUUGCUUCGAUAGGCAGAAUGAGGUCUUUCAAGUGCCUGAGAUGCCAAGUGGACUGGAGUAUACCGUCAACCUCCGUCGUCAACGAUGUGACUGUGGUGAGUUCCAGGUGGACUGGAUUUCUUGUCGGCAUGUAUUUGCAUGUUGUGCAAAUCAACGACUAGAUUGGCAAGUGUAUGUGCAUGACGUUUAUAAGAUAGACCAAGUUAGACGAGUUUAUCGAGCUAGGCUUAGGCCACUCAGAAAUCCUACUACAUGGCCUUCUUACAAUGGUCCUCGAUUUGUACCGAAUUCGUACCUGAGACGCGUUACCAAAGGUCGCCCCAGCAUGACGCGCUUCUUGAAUGAGAUGGACACACGAAUGCUACGUCGUCCUAGGCGAUGUAAGCAAUGUGGGGCUGAGGGACACAGUCGUAGUAGAUGCUGUCAGGGAGGUGGUUCAAGUGCUGACAAUAAUGCGCAGUGGAUUUAUAUGAUAUUUGAAAGGAUGUAA
Messenger RNA from Arachis ipaensis, 1581 nucleotides. RefSeq lists its product as uncharacterized. Lineage: Eukaryota; Viridiplantae; Streptophyta; Magnoliopsida; Fabales; Fabaceae. The record is from RefSeq and is a predicted model, not a curated record. Gene Ontology annotation, molecular function: zinc ion binding.